AUGAAUCAUGGGUUUUGUUUACUUGGAGAGAUUACUAAGAGAGGUUAUCAUCCGGAUACAAUCACUUUCAAUACACUGAUUAAGGGGUUGUGCUCAGAAGAAAAGAUUGAUUUUUCUUUUGAAGUGUUUGGUAAAAUGACUGACACAGGUAUUCAACCUACUGCAGUUACAUGUAAUACUAUUAUACAUGGGCUGUGUAGAACUGGUGAAGUGGGUCUUGCUCUUCGGUUGAAAAACGACAUGUCGAGAUGGAAAUGCAGACCAGAUGUCGUGUCGUAUAUUGUGAUUAUAGAUACUCUUUGCAAAGGAGAUUUAGUUGAUGAAGCUUUGGUUCUCUUCUCUGAAAUGCUUGGAGAUUUUUAUGUUGUGCCGGAUGUUGUUGUUUACAAUUCUUUGAUCAAAGAUCUUUGCAAUUCAGGCCGCUUGACUGAAGCAAGGAGAAUCUUUGAUGAGAUGGUUGGUAAAGGAAUCUCAGGAAAUAUGGCAACCUAUAAGGGUAUGAUUCACGGUUUUUGCCUACAUGGUCGUUGGAAAGAAGCAACAAGAUAUUUUGAUGAAAUGAUGGAUCGAGAGAUCUUACCUGAUACAAUAACCUUUAACAUAUUAAUAGAUUCUCAUUGUAAAGAUGGGAUGACGGAGGAUGCUUGGGGGUUAUUUGAAUUGAUGGACAAGUUAAACAUACAACCUAAUCAGAUUACUUAUAGUUCAAUGAUGAAUGGUCUGUGUUUGGCAGGUCGGCUGCAAGAUGCAGUGAAGCUUUUUGACUCGAUGGUCCACAGGGGCCUAGACCCAAAUGAGUUCAACUACAAUGUGUUAAUUGAUGGGUAUUGCAAGAAUCGGAAGCUGGAUGAAGCUGUGAAGCUAUUUAAGAAAAUGAAACAAAAUGGAUUGCAAGUAACAACUGUUGUUUAUACUACAUUGUUGCGGGGACUAUACCGUGAUGGAAGAUUUGAAACAGCGCAGAGUUUGUUUAAUGAGAUGCAAUCUUGUGGUCAAAAUCCAAAUAAAUUUACAUAUAGUACGGUGUUAAAUGGACUAUGCAAGAAUGGAAAGAUUGGGGAAGCAAUAGUAUUAUUUGAGUCCAUGAAAACUACUGGUAUCUUACCUGAUAUUUACAUGUAUGCUAUUCUUAUACAUGGUUUUUGUCAAGCUGGCAAGUUGGAAGAUGCAAGAAAACUGUUUAAUAAGAUUCCAAAAGAAGGAUUAGUUCCUAAUGUAAUAACAUAUAACACAAAGAUGGAUAGCCUCUUUCAUAACAGGAUGUUCUUGGAGGCUGAAAGAUUAAUCAGUGAAAUGGAAGAGAAAGGUUGUUUACCAAAUUCGAGAACCUAUGAUAUCCUCAUUAAGGGUUUUCUUAGACGAAAUGAUACUCAGAAGGCUCUGCAAUAUCUAUGCAAGAUGCGUGAAAGAAAAUUUAUGCCAAGUGAUUCUGUUGUUUCAUUGUUAGUAAACACUUUCUCAACCGAUAAAAUUAAAAGUCUGGAGGUAUUGCAGUGA
Messenger RNA from Papaver somniferum (opium poppy), 1497 nucleotides. RefSeq names its product pentatricopeptide repeat-containing protein At1g63130, mitochondrial-like. Gene Ontology annotation, molecular function: protein binding. The transcript has a single exon. The coding region runs from base 1 to 1497 and encodes 498 amino acids. Lineage: Eukaryota; Viridiplantae; Streptophyta; Magnoliopsida; Ranunculales; Papaveraceae. The record is from RefSeq and is a predicted model, not a curated record.